Molecule: messenger RNA, 195 nt
Organism: Pyrenophora tritici-repentis Pt-1C-BFP
Lineage: Eukaryota; Fungi; Ascomycota; Dothideomycetes; Pleosporales; Pleosporaceae
Source: RefSeq, a predicted model, not a curated record
AUGGCGCUGCGUCUUGUGAGACGACAAUUUGAGCAAAUGACAAAUGAGGGCUGCAUGUCGUUUGCCGUUUGCAUGCAGAUUGCUGCAUGUCAACGUUGGGUCGAUGUCCGUCAACGCCCGCACACAUACGCGCAAGCUUCAUCGACAAUCGACACCGGCUUGACACUGAUGAGGAACCUUAUUGCCGUGCUCUGA